Stylonychia lemnae is the source of this 354-nucleotide messenger RNA. Lineage: Eukaryota; Ciliophora; Spirotrichea; Sporadotrichida; Oxytrichidae. The record is from the annotation of a GenBank genome assembly.
AUGGAAACACAAAAAGUAGGUGAACCUAAAAAGCUCUUCAAAUAUUACCUUGACCAAUAAAUUCAACUCAGAGAGAACAGACCAUUAUUUUUCAGAAGAACUCUAAGAUGGAGAUCCAACUCAAGAGAGUAUGGUUACCCUUUCUCAAAGAAAGGUAUACUAAGAGGUUAUCUUAAGUAUGGCAUUCUUGGAUAUAUGGGCUGGUAUUAUUUCAGAUAAGCACUUACUCCUUCUCACCAUGGUCACGGACAUGAAGAUCAUGGACAUGGUCAUGGAGCAGAUCAUGGACAUGCUACUGAGCAUCAUGAUAAUUCCCAUAAUGAUAGCCACGGACAUAAAGAAAAGCAUCACUGA